CGUAAAUAAGUUGAUCAAGCUGCUGCUGCUUACUCGAAAGAUCCUGUCGCCAAGUUCAGUCCGUGGUUUCGCCAGGAGAGGAUGAACUGGCUUUUCCCCCUGUCCAAAGGCUCCGGACCUGUCCCCCCUCUGAACAGCCUACAGCAACAAAGACAGCGGCAGAUCGAGUCCCUGAAAGCCGCUCAUCCCAGCCUUGCAGAGAUCCAGAAGGAUGUGGAAUACAGAAUACCAUUCACAGUCAACAACUCCACCAUUAAUGUUAACAUUCUGCUGCCUCCUCAGUUCCCGCAGGAGAAGCCGGUGGUUAGUGUCUACCCCCCUGUUGGUCAUCAUUUAGUCGACAGCAAUAAUGGCACCAUGAUCACUAGCCCCCUCAUCACUAAUUUUGGGAUGCACUCAGAUCUGGGAAAGGUCAUUCAGAGUCUCCUGGACGAGUUCUGGAAGAGUCCUCCUGCCUUGAUGUCCAGUGGCGCUGCUGGCUUCCCAUACGGUAUGUACAAGCCGUCAGGAAUCGCUCCUUACCCCUCUCAGGCUUUCCACUAUGGUGCUCGCCACAUGGGCCCCAGUCACACGGCGCCUGCUGGUCCAGGCCCAGCUCCGUCUCCAGCUCCCAUGCCGCACCCAGGGGUCGAUAGUGCCCAUGGGCCCCCUCGAGCUCCAGCCCCAUAUGGACUGAUUUCUGACCUGCCACUGCCUGUUCCUACUGGAGACUCACAGGCUGGACUGAAUGGACACAUGUACAAGAUGCCUGAGAUUCCCGAGUCUUUUCCUGAACUCUGUGACAUGAAUCUGACCCAGUUGUCAGAAAUGUCUGAAAAUGAGGAUGUCUUACUGGAGUUCUUUGUGAGUUUGCCACAGCUCAAACAGGUCACCAGUGAUAAAGAAGAGCUUGUCACCAAUAUAGUGGACAUGGCUAAGAAAAACCUUCAAAUGGAGCCACAGCUGGAAGGAAAAAGACAAGAAAUGCUCUAUAAGUACGAACAGCUGACUCAGAUGAAGUCGGCCUUUGAGACGAGGAUGCAGAGACAGCAUGAACUCAGUGAGAGUUGCAGCCUUAGUACUCUACAGGCUCGGUUAAAAGUUGCAGCCCACCAGGCUGAAGAGGAGUCUGAGGAGACGGCUGAAAACUUUCUGGAGGGACGCACAGACAUCGACGAAUUCCUGAGCAGCUUCAUGGAGAAGAGAACGCUUUGCCACAGCAGAAGGGCCAAAGAGGAAAAGUUGCAACAGUCCAUCAACACACAUGGACCGUUUCCUACCAGCCACUAGAACACAAGGUUUGCUGUUUUCUCAGCCAACUGCUGCCAAUUAAAAAGAAUAAAGACAUUUGAGGGGAUGAAAAGCACACUGAGUCAACAAUGGGCACUUUGGAGAAAUAGGAAGACGCUGACAGCAAUGGUAAUGGUGGGUUUAAAAAAAAAAAAGCCCACUGGCCCAGAUCUGCGCUAAAUAAAACAGUUGAAGUUGGAUGGAAAAGCUGUCGAGUCACCACAAGAGGCCAAAACUGGGAGAAUGAGUGACACAUGCCUAGCUUGCACAUGCUGUUUGUUCUGUUCUGUUUUGACUUGACAGUGAUGACAAAGAGUUUUGUUUGACAUCGCUCAAUAACAGCAGCACCUGCAUCCGAUCAGUGUGGUUGGUGAUGUGAACACAUUUGGAAGAAAGUACAAAUUGUUUAGGACAGUAUUCCCAAUCUUACUUUACCAUGCAGUAAGCAAGUAAAUGUCACUAUGAAAUAAUUGUUAAAAUGCUAAUCUUGGUGUCUGUACUUCACGUUUUUGAGAUCAUUAUCAAGUCCUUGCUUUGUAAUCGUAUAAGAUCCCAGUCUUACUGGAGAGACAGACAGAGCUACUUUCACACUGCAGAUCUCCUGUUUACAUUGGAAGGUUGUUCUAGAAAUUUACAUGACACUCAGCACUGGCAUUGUCACUUUAACAAGUCAAGAGAAGCUCUCCAACAAAAACGAAGCUGAGGACGGGGCAGUGUUAAAAUCUGACUUUGGACAGUGGUUGGUCCUUUAUUAAGUUAUGGGUUACCUCUUUGUAUGUCUUGAACACAACCUCAAUAUCAGUGUGUUUGCACAAACAUUAAUAAUUCGAUUAUACUUGACAACACAAUCAUCUGAUUCUCAUUACAUUGUUAACACCAUAAGCGAGUACUGUACUGCAUAAUCAGAGUCGACGUAAUCCAAAUAACAAACCUGGUUACUGGUCAGUUCUUUUGAAUAUCUGUAUUAGGUUUGUGGACGUCUAGUAACAAGUUUCCUGGAGAUUGACACAAAGUAUUCAGACAAUGACCAGUUUAACAAACCAGUGAUGUAAACUGAGGUAACAUCAGAGUACUGUAAACCACAUAAACAGUAACAAAUUAUUACCUUUACCCUGUGCUUUUUACACGAAUCGAGUUAUUUGUGUACAUGUAAACAUACUGAUCACAGUGAGCAACAUUAUGAUAACCUAAUAACAUUUUCUGGCCCCAUUUGAAUAUUAAACUUUUGAUGAAGAGCCUCAGAAGGUUUGGGACAAUGUUGGGGAAUAUUAGGUUAAAUGCUGCAGUAAAACUCGAUGACAUUGGAUACUGUAUUUAAAUAAUGUUAAUAAUAGGCUAUAUUGUAAUCAAAGACUCAGACACACCUUGUAUUAUAUGUUCUUAUUUAAUUUGUUAGAGUAAUAAAGCAUUUAGAAUAA
Morone saxatilis (striped sea-bass) is the source of this 2687-nucleotide messenger RNA. RefSeq names its product VPS37A subunit of ESCRT-I (gene vps37a). Lineage: Eukaryota; Metazoa; Chordata; Actinopteri; Moronidae. The transcript has 13 exons. Gene Ontology annotation, biological process: protein targeting to vacuole; protein targeting to membrane; ubiquitin-dependent protein catabolic process via the multivesicular body sorting pathway. Gene Ontology annotation, cellular component: ESCRT I complex. The coding region runs from base 82 to 1269 and encodes 395 amino acids. The record is from RefSeq and is a predicted model, not a curated record.